Molecule: messenger RNA, 1928 nt
Organism: Lactuca sativa (garden lettuce)
Lineage: Eukaryota; Viridiplantae; Streptophyta; Magnoliopsida; Asterales; Asteraceae
Source: RefSeq, a predicted model, not a curated record
GAUGCCCUUCAAAAGUAACUACCAUUUUUCCUGACAAUUCAUUUAUCUCUCAAAAAUCUCUUUUUCUCUCUAAUACCCUUCAUCGUUUCAAGCUUCACCGGAAAGGAAGAGGUUACCGGCGACUCCCAUUCCGGCUGAGACAAAGCUCCUCCGCCUCCUUCUUCAUAAAUCUCAACUGUGACCACCCCCCUUAACCCUCUUUUGUCGUAAUACCCCACCCACAGACACCCUCUCUCUGUUGUGAUAUCUCCGAUCUGCCUUGCCCUCUUCUUUGCGUUUUCUGUCAGAUCAAUAAAAAAAAAAAAAAAAUAAACCCUCAGAGGGUCGCCGGAGAUGGGUGACUUAUCCUCGUUGCCUUCAUUCUUCCCUGCUUUCGUUCGAUUGUUCUUUCUUCUCCGAUCAGACAAGAACCGGAGACAUAGCUUCCUCCUCACGAUUUUCUAAUCCUCCAACACGCCACCUCGUUUUGCUGCUUUUGUUCGUGUUUUCCUAUCCCGAUCAGUGAAGACGAAGAUUAACCACACAGGUCACCAGAGAUCGACCUCCCUAGCCCUCCUUGCUUUGUUCAUUCUUCUGCCCCUCUCCUUGUUUUAAAAGAGCAAAAACCACCCCUUGUAAUUGUUUGAUCAAUAGCCCCAUUAUUUGUAUUGUUAACCAAAUCAGCCCUUCUUUUGUACUAAAAGACCAAAACAGCUCCGUUUAAUGUGAAUUAUUACAAAAGUAAUUCCUUUUAGAUUUAAUUUAUCACAAAACAAUCCCUGAUGUUAGAUAAAUUACAAAUCAUCCCUUUUGAUGUAAGUAGUUCAAAACAAGUACUUUUGGUUUCAAAUAUUAUAAAAUAGCCCCAUGCUUUGUUUUAACUCAAAAGGGUGUCCAGAUGUGGUUUUUCACGUGAAGCUUCACCAAAACCGAGACUAGAUCGAGAUCACACAUCGAAUUAACCCUCGUUUUCUCUCAUUGACUUCGGUGGAAGCAGCAAAAUUUUCCCCAAAUCAUAUCAUAUGUAUCACAUUUGGAAGUAGCAUAAGACGAUCACGUAUGAAAAGGAGUAUCUAUGACUUCGGUGGCGAAUUUGAUCCGAACAUCUCAGACAUCCACGGUGUAAUUAAGGAUCUUAAAGGAAACGACGACAUGUGAUUGUGCAACGAGGUUGUUGAUCUCAAACGAGAAACGAUAUCGAUCAAAUGGCGGAGGGAAGGGACGUCCUUGAGAUCCAGUCUAGCAACCGUUCAAUUCUCACCUCCCUCAACCUAAAAUUAAAGCAACCCAAAAGGACCAUGCAUAACCGGGUCAAGUACAUACCAAAUAUAGUUACGGGCUUAGACACUACUCCAACAAUUAGAACACCUAAAGUUGCUAAUUACAUUCAUAAACAAGGUGACACCAUAACCGGGACAUCAAGAGGUGGCAAUGAUAACAAAAAGAUAGUCAAUAGCAUUGAAGAUCCCAUAAUUAAUCAGGUUUAUAUAAUAGGUGGAGAUGGAACACAAAAGGGGGCAUAUGCUAUGUAUGAGACCUGCAGGUCCGGCUGUAGCUAGCAGCAAGGUGUAGGAUAGUCAAUCCAGUAUAGAUCUAUACGCAAACUCACGCUCUCCCUCCAAUAGAAUUCUGGCUACAACUCGGGCCAUGACAUUUAAGGCAUGCUCCGAUACAGCGGAUCACAAUUGUUAACGUAUUCAUGUAUAUGUAAUGUUUCUCGUUCUUGUAUAGUUGUAUAUGUUCAUGUUUCUAGUAUAACUGUAUAUGUACAUGUUUCUAGUAUAGCUGUAUAUGCACUUGUUUCUAGUAUAUCUGUAUAUGUACUUGUUUCUAGUAUAGCUGUAUAUGUAGUUGUUUCUAGUAUAUCUGUAUAUGUACUUGUUUCUAGUAUAGCUGUAUAUGUACUUGUGUUACCCCGAUGGUAACUAACUAUUGAUGUACUGAUAAGU